Marmota monax (woodchuck) is the source of this 2065-nucleotide messenger RNA. RefSeq names its product dCMP deaminase (gene Dctd). The record is from RefSeq and is a predicted model, not a curated record. The coding region runs from base 154 to 768 and encodes 204 amino acids. NCBI's taxonomy places the organism in Eukaryota, Metazoa, Chordata, Mammalia, Rodentia, Sciuridae. Gene Ontology annotation, biological process: dTMP biosynthetic process; dUMP biosynthetic process. The transcript is spliced from 7 exons. Gene Ontology annotation, molecular function: dCMP deaminase activity; zinc ion binding. Gene Ontology annotation, cellular component: cytoplasm.
GUUGUGGAGUCCUGGGUUUGCCCAGGCGCGGGGCUAGCUCGGUCUUCCUGGACUAGUUGUAUACCAGCCUCAGGUGCCUUCCGUUUGUGCAGCUGGGUGUCAGUCCUCCCAGGGCUCCAGUGGGCAUUAAACCACGCACAGGACAGAUUCAACAUGAGUGAAGUUUCCUGCAAAAAACGGGAUGACUAUUUGGAAUGGCCUGAAUAUUUCAUGGCAGUGGCCUUCUUAUCUGCACAGAGAAGCAAAGAUCCAAAUUCCCAGGUUGGAGCCUGCAUUGUGAAUACAGAAAACAAGAUUGUCGGGAUUGGGUACAAUGGAAUGCCAAAUGGUUGCAGUGAUGACCUUUUGCCCUGGAGGAGAACAGCAGACAAUAAGCUGGAUACCAAGUAUCCAUAUGAUUUCCCUGUAAUGCCAGAGACUGUUUAUUUUCACACAUGGCUGAGACCCCCUCAAAAAUGGCAUUCCUCGUCUAAAUUAUGCCAUGCUGAGCUAAAUGCCAUCAUGAACAAGAAUUCGGCUGAUGUGAAGGGCUGUAGCAUGUAUGUCGCCUUGUUCCCAUGUAAUGAAUGUGCUAAGCUCAUCAUCCAGGCAGGUAUAAAAGAAGUUAUUUUUAUGUCUGAUAAAUACCAUGACAGUGAUGAGACAACAGCGGCGAGGCUCAUGUUUGAAAUGGCUGGGGUUACGUUCAGGAAAUUUACACCCAAGUGCAGCAAGAUUGUCAUUGACUUUGAUUCAAUUAACAGCCGACCGAGUCAGAAGCUUCAGUGAGUUCCAUCUCAUUAAAUCUCCAGAAGAUUGGGACUGUCCUCUUCUUAGAAGCUGCUAAUGUCUUUCAUCUUGAAGUUGCACAUAACUUUUUAAUGGCCAGCACAGUGCCAGUAGACAUCUAAAGAAUAUAAAGUCUCAAAUCUCCCUUACUGUCCCUCCUGUCACAUGGAAUCUGCAUCAGUUUAAACUAUUGAUUUAAGGCUGAAAAUAAGGAAUCCCGCAGAUGGCUGGCGUGAGGGUGUCUCCUCCCUGUGGCCCGGCUUGCUGGGAUGCUGGGGGCUCUGCAGAAGAGCCUCUGCUCUCUGUUUCCCACUGCAUUUCAACAGCCACUCCUCGCUGCUGCAUGUGCUGGAAUGACAAAUAAAUAAUUGUUGUGCUCUUAGUGGGGAUGAGCAGACACACUGAUGUGAACAUCUGGCCCAAAUGAAGCAUAACAUGUAGUGCCCUUGGAAAAAAAAAAAAUGGGACCCAAGUGACAGUAGCAUUAAAGUCUCUGCUGCAGGAGUUGAGGGAAACCCCCACUCAUCCACCCAGAAAACCCAGAUAGGGUGGCACAUCUGUCCUGACAGAUGAUCAGUGCCACUGAACCAGGAAUAUUUUCUCUGUUCCUGUUAUUCUGCCACACACAUGCUAGUGGCACAUUAUCCCUCUGGGGGUGGGGACCCCUGUUGUUUUGGCUUCUUAUUUUUGGUUUGUUGGUCAUGGAGAGCUGUUACAUUUAGUUUAUCCGAAUAAUGAAUUGUUCUCAAAGGACACAGCCCGUCUCCCCUUGUCACCUCCUCGAGACCAUACCCUGCUGUGGUGGCAACGGGGCUGGUGGGGAGGGGGUGUCAGGUUAUCUCCCCUACGCUGCUGCUUCUGCUGUGUGGAAACGGGUUGCCUCUCCUGCACACGCCAACAUGGUUCAUUUCCGAGCAAAUUAAUUCCUGUCCUGAAAGUGAAUUGUGAGAAAUUUCACCCACCUGGAGGCCGUUUAUUCCAGAUCUAUUGGCAACUGGAGCUCAUUUGAGCUCCUGGCGCCAUGCCUUCACCUACACAGAUAUCACCCUCCCCAUCGCUGCGGGUUGGGAAUGUGUGGCUGUGUACCUUGUCUUUAAUCUCAUUUAAUUUUUAUUAAACAUGCUCAGUACCUUUGUUGAGAAAAUGGUUUCUUUAUCUUAAAGAUUAUUACCUUUUUUAGAGUGCUCUUAUGUUUUCAUGAGUUUUUAUUUUGUCUCUGAGGUUUUGUACUCCUGUGUUCUAGGGCAUUUUGUAAUUUGGCUCCUUACCAAUAUUAUUAAAAUCUUAUUAAAAUCUA